Lactuca virosa is the source of this 2181-nucleotide messenger RNA. NCBI's taxonomy places the organism in Eukaryota, Viridiplantae, Streptophyta, Magnoliopsida, Asterales, Asteraceae. The record is from the annotation of a GenBank genome assembly.
GUCCAAGCUCCAAACAACGAGUUCGAGCAGAUCCAAGCAUUUCUCUCUCAUACGAAUUAGGCGAAAAGAGCUCGCCGCCGAUCGCUCCGAUUGGAGUUCAUCCAUGGCUUCAACGCCGGAAAUCGAGGGGCAGAAACAGAAACAUCGACCAAUUAUCCGUAUUGGUAUAUUCAUCAUUGCUCACAGCCUUCUAGUAAGUGUUGUUUGUUGCGUUGCUGGUGUUUUGGCUCUCUUCCUGUUACCUGUUCUCGCGAAGAAAACCUACAUUUCAGAAAAUGCCCUAAUGCCUGGUUCUGCCAGUUCCAUGAUCUCUGAUCAAGAUGUUUCUGGGGCAACAAGAUUUAUCAAUGAGCUAAAUAGCUUGAAAUCGAAGUCCCAAAACAGUGGCAUAGAAAUCCCAAGAUUAAUAGCACUUCAUAUGGCAAACAUGGGUGGAGAAGUGAGCUACCAUAAGUUCCAAACUCAACAAAACAACUUCCACCCUCUUCACUUUUUCACCAGCCCUAAUGCAGAAGCAAACUUUGUGAACAAAACCUGUGAAUCUUUCGCCAUAAACACCAUAGGCAUCAUUCGGGCCCCACGUGGUGAUGGAAAAGAAUCCAUUGUGUUAGUAACCCCUUACAACCCUCUUAAUCUUUCUCAAACUGAAGCUCUCUCUUUAGGAAUCGCAUAUUCAGCAUUUUCAUUGUUAACCCAAGUCAGUUGGCUAGCCAAAGAUAUCAUAUGGCUAGCUGCAGAUUCACAAUAUGGUCAAUACAAUUCAGUUGCUGCUUGGUUAAGACACUAUCAUUCCCCUUCAUUUGACACCUGUCAUGAAUCAAACUUGGAUUCUACAGUAUCUGUAUCAGUAUCAGUAUCUGAUAGUUUUAGACGAGCUGGAACAAUGGCAGCUGCUCUUGUGAUUAAGGUUGCAGACACAAGUGAAGAAUUUGAGCAAGAUUCAUUGAACAUUUAUGCUGAGGCAUCUAAUGGACAAAUGCCAAAUCUUGAUCUUAUAAAUAUUGCUAGUUAUUUAGCUGUUCAUGGACAGGGUUUUAGAGUAAGAGUGGAGAAGUUUAUGUCAUUAGUUGAUGCCACGUGGCUGAAGGUUAUUGGUCAUGUGUUUGAGUUUGUAGGGAAGAUUGCUAGAAGCUUGAAUCCUCAAUGGAAGUUUGGUGUUUCUGUAAAGGAGUAUGUUGAGGGAAGUGCUACUCUUGUUAGUUCACUCUAUAACCAGGCGUUAGGUGUCCCCACAGGCUCCCAUGGCGCUUUUCGUGAUUAUCAAGUUGAUGCGAUUACAAUGGAGAUUUCACCGAAACUGUCUUCGAUUAGUAAAAGCAGACAAACGGAGUUUUUAUUUCGAGGUGGAAGUUUGAUCGAAGGAGUUAUACGAUCAGUGAACAACCUCUUGGAAAAAUUCCACCAGUCCUUCUUCUUAUACCUUCUAACAUCUUCAAACAGAUUCAUAUCCGUCGGAGUUUACAUGAUCCCUUUCUUACUCCUCGUCGCGCCACUCCCCAUCGCCGCCGCAUCUCUCUUCUCCGACGCGAAUAACUCAAAAAAUCCUCCGUCAACGUCAUUCAAAUCAUGGCGAUGGCUUCACCCUACAAAAACCGUGUUUCUAAUCCAUCUAUGGGGCGCCAUCGUCUCCUUACUUCCGUAUUUCACAUACCAAAUCCCCGAUGCAAAUCCAACCUCCCGUCUUCUCACCUGGAUUUCCCUCUCGAUUUUUGCCCUAAUUGUUCUCCGGUCGUUCUUCAGAUCGUAUUCUGAAUGGACUCUGUUGAAAUCCGUCACGGUGUCGGCGUCGUUCGUCGGACUGUGUCUGAUGUCGGUGAUUAACUUCGCGACGGCGGAGAUCGGAGCGAUGUUUUUGGUUCCGAUGUGUUUGAUGAUUAGGCCGUGGAGAGUAGCGGGGAAAAUUCAAUCGUUUUUUAGUUUUGUUCUAAUAGUUUUCGGGUUCCCCGGGUCGGGUUUUUUCGUGGUGAGAGGUUUGUUUGGGAUUGAAAACGGGUCGGGUUUUGAUGAGUUUUGGUAUUGGGUUGAGUCUUUAUGGGCUUGGAAUAGUGCGACUUAUAUCUAUAUAUGUCUGGUUCAUCUUCCUUGUUGGGUUUUGUGUAUUUACAUUUUGUUACAUCGUUGUUAGGUGUUUCUUUUUUAGAAAUUUGAAUCUUUUUUUUUUGAAGGAAUUAAGAACACGUU